Messenger RNA from Tigriopus californicus, 3445 nucleotides. Its product is annotated as palmitoyltransferase ZDHHC8-like. The transcript is spliced from 10 exons. Gene Ontology annotation, biological process: protein palmitoylation. Gene Ontology annotation, molecular function: palmitoyltransferase activity. The coding region runs from base 557 to 2842 and encodes 761 amino acids. The record is from RefSeq and is a predicted model, not a curated record. Lineage: Eukaryota; Metazoa; Arthropoda; Copepoda; Harpacticoida; Harpacticidae.
ACGGAGCCACCGACACACACGCACAUACAAUUCAUCAUUCCUCGAUAGAUAGAGAGACAGGCCUCAAGUCAGUCUCAGCCCUAGGUACAAACCAUGAGAAUCCAGGCCCAUCGCCAUCCCGCUCCGGAUAGCCGCCCGCAUCGAGCUUGAAUCGGUUAACUGGGAUUUGGCCUUGGAUUUGGUGCUGAGCCAUCUUCCCUUUCCUCCCUUUUCUCCCUUUCCUCGGAUAGAUUAGACAUCAAUAACAUCAUUGAUCCUGAUAUUCAUGCGUGUCUGCAUGCCUUCAUAUUCAUACAGCCCGUGAUUGUCUGAUUACGUUGAUUGACAAUUUGGCCGACUACGAUGAUGAUGAUGAUGAUGAUGAUGGCGGAGUUGAAGAAAUGGGUGAUGGUGAUGUGGAAACAUGCCGCCGGCUUGUGAUCAUCCCAUUGAUUGUCUCUGCCUUUAACAAGACCCUCUCAUGAUACUGACCAUGCCGAGGACCCUAGUCCGUGCCACGUAAUGUGUAGGAGGAUUGGCAUUGGGAUCGGCGGAUUAAUUCAUUGAUGGUCUCGCCAUGUGCGCCAAAAGUACAAAGUAUUUGCCGGCUUCGUUCGCUUGGACCUUGUUGGUGUCGGUCACCACGCUCUUCUUUUAUUUCCCAUGCAUGCAAUGGUACGUGUUGGAGCGGCAUUUGUGGUUUGUACCCAUCAUACAGGGAAUCAUCACUUUCUUCGUCCUGAUGAACUUCAGUCUGGCCACGUUUAUGGAUCCUGGCGUCAUUCCGCGGGCUAAUGCGGACGAGGACCGGGACGACGAUUUUCGGGCACCGUUGUACCGGAACGUGGAAAUCAAUGGUAUUACCGUCCGGAUGAAGUGGUGCGUCACGUGUCAGUUCUACCGUCCACCCAGAUGUUCCCAUUGUUCUGUGUGCAAUAAUUGCAUCGAGAUUUUUGAUCAUCAUUGUCCGUGGGUCAAUAAUUGUAUCGGUCGUCGCAACUAUCGCUAUUUCUUCAUGUUCCUCAUCUCGUUGUCUGUACACAUGACUUCCAUUUUUACACUCAGUUUGAUCCAUGUCCUCCACAAUCGAGAUAAUUUGACCGAGGUCUCGGUCUUGGUCUCCAUUGUAACGAUUUGUAUAAUUGCUCUGCUCGCGAUUCCCAUUUUUGGGUUAAGUGGUUUCCACUGCGUGUUAGUGAGUCGUGGACGGACCACUAAUGAGCAGGUGACCGGGAAGUUUCGGGGCGGUUAUAAUCCUUUCUCCAAAAACUGCCUUUUCAAUUGCUGCAAUACCCUGUGUGGGCCCCACUAUCCCAGUCUGAAGCAUCCGGCCAAGUAUGUGGGCAAAAAGCGGCGAAAAUACACCAUUCCGGCUAAGCCUUAUCCUCCGAGUGUCAAUGCCGCAGGUGGACAAAAUCGGGUGGAUGAUGGGCCAAGCGUCUCCAUCAACGGAAACGGAGCGCAUGGAGAAAUUCUGACUGAACAGGUUCGAGUGUACCGAGAUGCUACCUCAACUAAUGCUCCCACUGCGGGUCGGGCUCAGUAUUCUCGGAUGACCUUGAAUCGUCAUGACGUGGAUGACCAUUCAGAUUUGGACGAGCCUAUGGCCAGUAAGUCUGCCGAUAGUGAGGGUACCCUCACGCACAACUCCUCCAAGACUAACUUCUUUCCACAUCCAAACGGAGACGAAGGCAAAAGUACCUCGAUGGCGUCUCGAGGAAGCUUUAAGAACAGAGAUUCGCCUAACUAUCAAGGAAAGUUCAACCCUCAGUAUGGCAAAGGAUCGCCUCACCCGUCACAGAAAAAGUCAUCUGCCGGAGGGGGCAAUCGAUCCCAGACACCCGAGCAAUAUCUUAAUUCGAGAGCUCAGCCUUCUGAGAGUGUCGAAAUGAGGCCCAUCAUGAGCAAUGCUGGGAAUCCCAAUGGACGCCCACAAGUCUCGAGCCCCACUUCGCAUAAAAUGUCGCGAAUGGGUGGGAUUGCCACUCCAUUUGCCGGUCAGCCGGGCAUGCCAGCAUCCGUACCGGCUAGAUACGCAUUGAACUCGACUUCGAGGCCUGAUUUCAUUCAGAUUCAAGCACAUCAACAACAGUCACAGCCGACCAUGUACUCGAACCCUUCCACGAUGUCUACCAACACCCCGGGAGCCUACACGAUCAAUGCUCCCAUGUCGAGAAGUUAUACAUCGCAAACGACUUAUUCACACAAUCCGUAUCCGGCCACCUCUCCGGCACGAAGAUACAUGUCUGACGGUGAACUACUAGAGGGUUCUCAACCACCAGACUAUCCCGUGACCAGCUCGGUUGCUGUGAGUAAUAUUCACCCAGGAGACCAGGUAAGCCUGUCCUCGCACCACCCAUCUUAUGCAUCCCAAGUUGGUUAUUUCCUCCAUCAGCACCAUCAGACCUUACCGGUUCUACAGUCGGGCGGCCCUCGGACUACACCCUCGGGUUAUCCCGGAGGUCCCAUCGUUCCCAGCGGUCACAUGUCGCCGCAUCUCGGGAAUGCGACGACUUCUAGUCUUCCAGGGAGUGGAGCAAAAAUCAUGACCCCAGGUUAUACUACAACGGGUCGUCUCUCUGCUCAUCAAACACACGCUUUGCUACAGCAACAACAACAACAGCAACAACAACAGCAAGAACACGGCAUCGUCGUGUCGUCUCUACAUCAACCAUUGUCAUUUACGAAAGCGCUGGAGGUCACUGAGGGUAUUCAACGCGCUGUGAACUCGGGAAACUCAGGAUCUCAGCAGCAACAUCAACAACAAAUACUACCCCAGCAGCAACAACAACAACACCUAGGAGCCAGUGAUGAUAAUCGCGAGAGUGUCUAUGAUCUAAAUAAUUACGAAAUCUCCGUCUGACAUCAAGCCCAUCCAUUCCCGGUGCGAAAGUAAGAAGCAUAUGUCCCUCGAAAAGUCUCUCGAUCAUUGUCAAGCUUCUGUGUACCCUUCUCCCAGUUUUGUGAGUGGACAAAGUGACUGGUCGUUGUGGGGUAGGACCUAAAAACGCCCAUUUGUUGCCAUACUACUUUGAACUUGUGUGAGAAUGUGCUUGUGAGCUUAUUCCUACGUAGUGGAGAAUGACAUUCCAUUUCUGUGGAAUCCCAACGGACUGACAGGAAGCUCUAUUCCAAUGUUAUCUCAUACACCUAAACACACACGCAUACACACACGUACAUACACUAAACACCUUGCCAAUCGCAAAACUCGAACGGGAUGGAUGGAUUCUUAUCAAUUCGUUGUCAACUCGUCAGUGUUGCAGACCCGUUCAUAUACUUUAAUCAUAAGUGAUUUGAUAACACAAUUUAUACACCACGGAUUCCUAAUUGAACCAUUGUUGGCCUAUUACCCUAAUUCAUGAAUAAUAUAGAAUAUUAGGAUUUUGUUUCGUUUAUCUUCGCCCUGAAAAUCAAAAUCGUCGAAUGAAAUGGAAACAAUAAAUCAAACAAGGAUAUUUACAAUGUA